Sclerotinia trifoliorum is the source of this 2172-nucleotide messenger RNA. The record is from the annotation of a GenBank genome assembly. NCBI's taxonomy places the organism in Eukaryota, Fungi, Ascomycota, Leotiomycetes, Helotiales, Sclerotiniaceae.
AUCUAGUAACGUAUUCACCUUCGAGUGGAUAACCAGUGAUUAUUAGCCUUAACCUACAACUACCAACCAUACGAAAACCUGAGGCAGCCGCUGCCUCGACCAGAUCGUUACACUAUUCUACCUUCAUCACUAUGGGAAUUUUUACGGUACGACCAGGCUCACCAGUUAAUCUUGAUGUACUCACCGCUACGGCUAGUGACUUGAGGAGGCAACUUCAGGAUGGCAAGGUGAAUUCGGUCCAGCUUGUGGAUUUAUACCUGAGCCAAAUCGAGAGACACAAUCAUCGAGGCCUGAAAUUGAAUCAAAUGAUAAGCACAGCACCCAAAAGAAUCCUACUCGAAAUCGCAAAAUCUCUUGAUGACGAGUGUGCUGCUGGGAAUAUCAGGGGCCCUCUCCAUGGCAUUCCAAUUACCGUGAAGGUAAGCUACCGAACUAUGGUAAAGGAAUUCAUCUAAGCCAUAUUUAGGACAAUAUUUGCACUGAUAAGUCUCUCGGAAUGGAGACUACUUGUGGCUCAUAUGCUUUGGUUGGUUCUUUUCCCUAGCGUAAUGCUCCUACCGUCGAUCACGUAGGUGAAGUCCUAGCUUCAAGCGCUGAACGACGUGCUAAAAUGUCGUCUAGCUUUUGAAAGCAGGUAUGAUCGUUAUAGGAAAGGAAAAAUUAUCGGUAGGCGAUUUACCAUUCUCUAUUCGUGUGGCUACUAAUCACUGCGGUCAUAGGAAAUGAGUGGUUGGAAAGGAUUUGCAAUAACGACAGGAUGGUCGGCGGUAGGAGGACAAACACAGUCACCGUAUAUCGUUGGAGGACUUGCUAAGGGAGAGGAACUACUCGGGCAGACUUUUAGUAUCAGAAAAAUACUUCUCACUCAAAUAGUGGCAUGAACUAUUCCUCCGAAGGCUCCAGCCGGCUUUGCACCACUAGCAAUCGCAACCGAGACAGACGGAUCAAUCACGCAGCCUGCAAACCGUGCAGCACUAUUCGGCAUAAAGGUAACCGUGGGUCGUGCAUCAACCGAAGGUACAGUCCCUUGGUCUGCCUUAACAGACAGUGUGGGUGGUAUGGCGAAGUCGGCACAAGACUUGGCAGACCAGGUAGAUGUCAUCCUUGGCACAAAUAUCACUUCAACUUUGAGCACAAGUUGGCAAGGUCAAACUGUUGGCUUUGUGGAUGAUACACUCUGGGGAUUCUCCGACUUUAUUUGCGCCCCAGAUCCUGUCCUCAUUACUCAACAACGCGAAGCUUACAUGGAUACGAAGAAGAAGCUCAUUGAACACGGAGCGAUCUUGCACGAAAACGUUCCUCUGACUUCCAUGGAUGAGCUUCAACUCGAUGGUGGUGAUGCUCUCGAUCAACUAUGGAGUAGGUUGUAGCCUUUCUCCGUGCCAAUAAUUAUAUUUUAAUCUCAUACAGACCAUGAUUAUGCGAAAGCGUGGGAGGAGUUCUUGGAAAACUUUCCUACAGCUCAAUGAAAAGCAUUGCGGACAUCGUAAAAUUCAACAAACUCAAUGCAAAGGUUGCCCUGCCUGCGGGUAAGUGAACGUGUGAUCCAUUCUGUUUGAGUAUAACUGAUUGUUGUGAAGAGCAUUCAGGCCAGCAACUGCUGGCACGUGCCUUGGAAGACAAAAUGUCUGAGGAAAAGUACGCUGAAGGAGUAUCAUUAGUACGUGAAGCAGCCAAGACGAAUAGAAUUGACAAGACAAUACAUCAAUUUGGUCUUGAUGUGAUUGUUGGACCCAUGGAUGGCCGCAUACCUACCAUUGCCGCCGCAGCAGGAUACCCUGUAGGCACUGUUCCCUUGGGCUACUCUCAGACAAAUGGGCGUCCAUUUGGACUUGCUGUUGUUGCUCUGGCUAACGAGGAGUACAAGAUGUUGCAAUUCAUGACUGCAUGGGAUGAACUCAUGCCAUUACGUUUACCCCCUCCGCAACUAAUGAAUUGGAAUGCUCCCUGAGCAAUCUAAACAUCUUGGCUCAGCUUUCAAGCCAGGAAACAAAUACUUUGGAGGCAACCCUCGAAAGUUGUGAUGGCUAAGAGAGGGUAGCUUUGGUAUGGUUGAUGUAUGUUGGGGAUGACUUUAGCAACACAAAAUUGUCUCGUUUAUGGUACAGACUAAUCAUAGUAGAAGACUUGAAUAACCCCAUGAAACCGAAUUUGUUAUUCAAGUACUUUUCA